GUGAUCGACACGAACCGUAAUCCGUAUGCAAUUUAGGUUAGACUGGCAAUUUCCAACGCAUGCGCAAACGGGCCGAGGUGCACUAUCUCUACCGUUCUGACUCUGUUCCGUACCAUGUGACUUCAGCCUUAUGAAAGAAAGCGAUAAAUCAAAACUUUCGCGAAAAUUUUUGGAAAUGGCGGAUUUACAUGUGAUUUCCUUGAAAAGGUUAAUCUCCAAACUUCGCCGUCAAAACUUUAUCUUGGUGUACUUGUUCGAGUUACGUACGAGAGGUUAGGUUUGACGUCGCGGUAUCGUCUGGUGUGCCUAAUGAAGAGAGAGAGUUGCCGUCCUGGAGGUACGUCGUUGUUCGUCGUUCGCGGCAGGACGGGUUAUAAUCUGUCGACGUAAACCUGACACGUACGAUCCACGAAGAUACUUCAAGUCGCAUGAUCGUUCUCGUUCGCGGCGCGAACCUGCGAAUAUCACGUCGGCAUUUCGGAGUACCUCCUAGCAUAUCGCGCCGAACACGUCGCCAGUGUCACUGGAUGCUCCAAUCUUGCGGCGAGGAUCGAGGCUGCGGGAGCGAGCAACGAUGCCCAACGGAGCGAAUUUGGGGUAUACCUGCGUAAAUGAUCUCGUGAAGCAGACGAGAGUCAAUUGUGCGGAGAAGAAGCCACGCAGCGUGUACCAGAGGCUUCCCACUAUGCACCAGAAGUUCGAGAUGGCGAAGAAGAAUGGUGACUACAAGACUGCGUAUAUCCUCUUGAAGAGAUGGUUGGACACGGUCAAGUGGCUGAAGAAAACUCAGGAUUACAAGGACCGCAAGUCCAUCUAUUCCACCAACAUGACCAUUGAUCAGAUAAAUGAAGUGAAAAAUAUACUUGCAGACUUGAGGCAAAAGUUAGAGAUACGCUAUGAGCAUAGUUCUAGGAAGCACAACGACACGGUGGAGAAAAUGGAGGGGGACAGGUAUUUAAUCAUCGACGUCAGGCAGAAGGCUCAUUAUGAUGGUUCCAAAAUUAUGUUCGACAAGUGCAUCAACAUUCCACAAUCGGAAAUUAAACCGGGAAAGCUGGGCUACAAGUUCGCGGACUGCUUUCACAAGGAUAAGCAGUCAUUCGAUUUAUUUAAGCAUCGGUCGGCGCAGCACGUGGACGUAAUAAUUCUGGUGAACUGGAACACUACGUAGGAAACUUUGACGACCAGCACUUAUCUGAACAUACUGAAGGACAUUUUCGAGAAAUGUGAUCCCGGCACAAAGUAUAAGAAGAUCAAGAUCCUCAACGGAGGCUACCAAGAGUGGCUGAUGACGUAUCCGACGUUUACAACGAAUUCCAAUGUGGCUGUGCCCGGGUUCAACGACGUCGCGAACGCGCAACAAUUUGAGAACCCGGACGCGCCAUGCGGACCCACCCGCCACCCUGACGCGAAAAUUGUUUUUAUUUAUAUGCGAAAUUAAUUUAGCUUACUAUAUGGCAAAUUGUGUUUAUUUUUUGCUUAUUGGCUUUUAUUAUAUUUGUGUGUAUUGUAUCUGUGAUUACUGGCUUUGUUACACUUGCGUACACUUUUAUCUUAUUUCUGUUAUUACUUGUUAAUAAUAAUAUGUGUUGUAAUUUU
This is a messenger RNA of Ooceraea biroi (clonal raider ant), 1599 nucleotides long. RefSeq lists its product as uncharacterized. NCBI's taxonomy places the organism in Eukaryota, Metazoa, Arthropoda, Insecta, Hymenoptera, Formicidae. The record is from RefSeq and is a predicted model, not a curated record.